Messenger RNA from Sycon ciliatum, 396 nucleotides. RefSeq names its product zinc finger protein ZIC 3-like. The record is from RefSeq and is a predicted model, not a curated record. Gene Ontology annotation, cellular component: nucleus. Gene Ontology annotation, biological process: regulation of transcription by RNA polymerase II. The transcript has 2 exons. Gene Ontology annotation, molecular function: DNA-binding transcription factor activity, RNA polymerase II-specific; RNA polymerase II cis-regulatory region sequence-specific DNA binding. NCBI's taxonomy places the organism in Eukaryota, Metazoa, Porifera, Calcarea, Leucosolenida, Sycettidae. The coding region runs from base 1 to 396 and encodes 131 amino acids.
AUGGCGGAAUUUACCGGCUCUCGAUCGAUCAAAGCUACUGCGUCUGCCGCGAUGCACGGAUAUCACGUGUGUGAGUGGCGUGUGGACAACGAUGAUGGUAGUGUUUGUGAUGAGCGCUGCACUACUGUUGAAGACCUUGCCGUUCACAUCAAGAAAGAACACCUGACGGCGAGAAAACGUCACAGCAUGCAGCAGGAAACUAGCUAUAAAUGCCAAUGGCAGAAGUGUGAUCACAAGGCAUACAAGAACAAAGAGUCACUUGUUAUACACAUCCGACAGCACACCGGUGAGCGCCCCUUGAAAUGCGAUUAUCAAGGCUGCGAAAUGGCAUUUGCUCAUCGCACGUCUCUCAGUGACCACAAAAUUGUUCUAAAGGGUGUGGAGAUGCCCCCUUAG